Folsomia candida is the source of this 1430-nucleotide messenger RNA. RefSeq names its product glycerophosphodiester phosphodiesterase GDPD6. The coding region runs from base 85 to 1299 and encodes 404 amino acids. Gene Ontology annotation, molecular function: glycerophosphodiester phosphodiesterase activity. Gene Ontology annotation, biological process: lipid metabolic process. The transcript has 4 exons. The record is from RefSeq and is a predicted model, not a curated record. NCBI's taxonomy places the organism in Eukaryota, Metazoa, Arthropoda, Collembola, Entomobryomorpha, Isotomidae.
AAGAGAUGUCAAGAGAAAUAUUUUGCCACACACUUGACACACAGGUCAAAGCGAAAUAGUUGCUAUUUUGCAAUCACAUAAAUAAUGGUUUCGAUUUUUACUGUCAUAAUAUUUUUCUUCGUCUCUUCGUCGUGUGCAAAGUCUUUGUUGCAUAAACAGUUUCCUGUUGCAGAAUGGCCCACGCUGGACGGCCUACCUCCGCUGCUCUUUGGUCAUGGGGGAGAAAAAUUUUAUCUUCCAGAACACACUACAGGCUCUUACAAACUUGCAGCUAUUGAAGGGGCCGACUACGUUGAGCCAGAUAUUGUCUUAACAAAAGACCGCAUCCCUGUCUGCUUCCAUGACCUCGCUCUAAAACGGUCCACUGACGUUGAAGAACAUCCAGAAUUUGCUGGUUUGAGGGGAAAUCACAGUGUUAUAAUUGAUGGAAAGGAUCAAACCAUCAUCGACGACUGGUUGGCGAUUCACUUUACUUUGGAAGAACUCAAAACUCUUCGCGUUCAACAGCAGCCGAAUGGCGUCAGGCUUCAAGAUUUUAAUGAGUUGUACGAAAUAAGCACCUUCCAAGAAUUUCUUGACUCAAUUCAUGAAAUUUCUUGGAAAGUUGGGAAGCCGAUUGGAAUAAUUCCCGAAAUGAAACAUCCUCAAUUUCAUAACACAGUUUUUAACCACAUCGAUCACUUUAUGGAGACGUUGGUUUUGGAUAUUUUACGUUCCAACGGUUACCCUCUUAAUCCUGGCGACACCGCUAAUUGUUCCUAUAAUGGAGUUGAAAUGAUUUCAUGCGGCCCCAUAAUUCUGCAAAACUUUGACAAGAACGCUGUAAGAUACUUGUCAACGGUUACUACCUCUCCUACUGUGGAACUUAUGACGUUGAUCCAUCCCGACGUUUAUCUGUUGACUCCCAGAGGAUUUGAGGAAAUUGCAAAUUUUAGCGACUAUAUUUGCCUAUGGAAAGAGUACAUGUACACCGGUGUGGAUGCAGAGAUUAUUUUUAAAGAGUGGGAGUAUGACCCAGACCUCGUUGAUUCACUUGGUGGAUUCUACAACCCGGAUGAAUUCGUGCCAGCAGCGCAUCGUCACGGUGUCAAAAUGACCCUGUUCACCAUUCCGGACUCGAGGGAGAGUUCAGGACGCGGUUGUGCGCUGGAAUGUGACCCAACAAACAAAGAAGAAGAAAUGUUCUAUUACUUCAAUUUGGGGGUGGACGGUAUGUUUGUUGAGAAUAUACCCGAGUCGUCAAAUUUGCGAAUGAAGUAUGACUAUGAACUUAAACUAGCAAAUAUGACGGGAUUUUAGCUUAGCAAUAAUUAUUCUAGAUUCAACUUUUAUUAAUUUAAACUAUUAAUUGAAGGUAAAUGGAAAGUACAUAAUAUUUUACCUUUGGUAAUAAAUGGAGAAAACAUUACUGGUAAAAACUAUAAAAAUUA